Molecule: messenger RNA, 1969 nt
Organism: Halichondria panicea
Lineage: Eukaryota; Metazoa; Porifera; Demospongiae; Suberitida; Halichondriidae
Product: DET1 homolog
Exons: 3
Coding region: 142-1899 (585 amino acids)
Biological process (GO): positive regulation of proteasomal ubiquitin-dependent protein catabolic process; protein ubiquitination
Cellular component (GO): nucleus; cullin-RING ubiquitin ligase complex
Molecular function (GO): ubiquitin-like ligase-substrate adaptor activity; ubiquitin protein ligase binding
Source: RefSeq, a predicted model, not a curated record
CCGCGGUUAACCUCAAGCAUGAGAGAAGCCUGGGUCACCACUAGAUCAACCAGAGGAUAUAUCUAUAGAAGCUAGUGGGGUCCCGGCCGGCGCGGCAGUGAUGUGUUUUAGCACAGAUGGUUUUAGGUAAACUGGUGAGAGAUGCAAGGUUUUUAUGAUUUAUCUCCUCGCGACUACCCUGAAGGGCUCUCCAAACACUUCCCCUACCAAUCACGUCCUCCACUGAACAUUGUCCAGAGGCUACAGAGACGUCAGACAGACAUCUGCUCUCCAUCUCAAUCUUAUCGUCUAAAGCGAUCGUUUUAUCAAUGUAUAGUGCCGAACUACACUGAGUCGGGACUGCUAACACCAUCUGGAUACCUACGAAAAUUUUCUCCGAAUGGUCAUUUUUUGAUUGGUUUCUCAUGGGAUCAACGGAGUUUGGUUGUGUACGAAUUUCUUGGGGCUGGUGCUGGUUUGAAGGCGUAUGUGGAUGGCAUGGAAACGACUCGUUUGAGACGAAAACUGUUUGGUCAAUUUUUUCGAUGUCGGCAUUCUGUUCAUGUACCAAGUGAUCUGAAUCGGGAAUGUAGUUUGUUCACGGUCGAUUCACAGUAUGUAAUUGUCGGAUCUUCCACCCCUUUGGGCGACGCCCCCUUUCCACAUAUGUACGAAAUACUUCGAACAAACGAAGGUAUUGCACCAACUGCUCGAUCUCCUGUUGAAGACUAUGCUUUGUAUAUGAUUGACUUGCAAAUUGGAGUGAUUUCUGAUAGCAUCAUGUAUCGAUUUGAUAAGAUCUGUCUUGCUCACAAUCAAGGUCUGUCUCUAUGCGGUUCAACACUUGCUGUCUUAUCUGUUCAGCACCAAACUAUACAUUUGUACCGAGUAGAUCACGGAACAUUCAGCCAUAUUCAAGAUAUUGGGGAAUUUUGUUACCCAGACGAUUCGUUAAUUUACAGCGAGGUCGAUUUUACCUGUUCAGAUAGUGAAGACGAAGAUGCUGACUCUCUUGCACAACAGCCGUAUCACAACAGGUGGUUUAAUUCCCUCAAGCAUCGAUUAAUAUGCUGGAUUUUGAAAAAAGCACAGAAGGAAUGUACACCAACAAAUAAAGAACCACUUCUCGAUUACUUCAAGAAAUUCGAUCAAUUUGUCUCGCUUAGAUUAUGGAAAAUGCAAUUAUUGAGUGAAAAUGAUUUGUUAUUGAAAUACGCCGAUGAAGACAUAGUAAGUAUGAAACAAACAGACCCAACAUCGCAGCCGGCAAUAUUUGCAUUCUAUAGCAUACAGACCACAGAAAUUCUCGCCGUCCAUGAUAACACUUCAGAAGAUUUGCUUCGCUUCUACGAAAAUUAUUCUGAUGAUUUUCGAAGCCCUGUUUCUCACCCUCUAUCGAGAGAUGUCAGCUCGGUAGCCAACAACCCGUACGCUAGGGCUUUGCACCAGAAGUUCAAGCAAACGAUCACAAGUGCAAAGUUUGGAGGUCAUAAAGAAGCCACUCGCAGGCUGUUGGGCCAGUUGCCGGUGUCGUCACAGUGUUUGUCUAGUAGCCCGUACCUCGAUCUAUCAUUGUUCAGUUAUGAUGACAAGUGGGUGUCUGCUAUUGAGCGACCAAAACCUUGUGGAGAUAUUCCUGUCAAGUUCUUCUGUCGUGAUGGAGGUUACUCAAGCUUCCAGCUGGAUACUGCUCUCCGUGGCAACACCCAGCCCCUUUCUCGUCGCCUUAUAGCUUACAUCUUUCAUCCCUCAGAACCUUUUAUUAUAUCAAUUCAGAAGGCCAGCGGGCGAGGAAUGGAUUACGUUGUGUCCUUUCACUUUCGAAACACUAUUCCAACUGGAGAACAUGUAGCUCCUACUAGUGGACUAUUGAAAAGCACUAACCCAUGGCUGUCUUUUAUGUUACAUAGAGAAACCUAACUUCGUGCAAUGUCCCAUAUUUGUAUAAUCGCAUAUUUGUAUAUAUAUUUAUAAUUAUGAUGUUGAAUGA